AUGACUAUUGUCUUACGAUAUGUUGAUAGAAGGGGAAGUGUGAUGGAACGAUUUCUUGGUAUUGUUCAUAUUCGUGAUACUACUGCUUUGUCUUUAAAGAAUGGAAUUAUUGGUUUGCUUGCUAAACAUUCUUUAAGUCAAUCUUAUGUGGACAAUGUUAUAAUGGAGCAAUUUCUAGAAGAUGUGAUGAAAUCACGUCGUAGAAUUGCUGAGUAUACUAUUUUACAUCACUAUCAAGUUGAAGUAUUUUAUAAGAUUAUUGAUUGGCAACGUCAAGAACUCAAUAAUCGCUUUGAUAAGGUGACAACUGAUUUGCUUCUGGGAAUUGCUUGCUUGAACCCAGAUGAUUCUUUUUCUAACCUUGAUAUGGAAAAGAUAUUGAGAUUGGUUGAGUUAUACCCUGAUGAUUUUGAUAAAUACUCUAUAGUUGAUCUUCGCUUUCAGCUUGAAAAUGACAUUGUUGAUGUUAGAGAUCAUGAUAAAAGGUUCUUCGGUCUUAAGGGACUUUCUAAUCUUUCCAAGAUACUCGUAGAGACGAAGAAGCACAAAACUUAUCAUCUUGUAUUUCGACUAGUUAAAUUUGAUUUACUUUUGCCGAUGGCUACCGCUACAGUUGAAAGAGUUUUCUUGGCGAUGAAGUUAAUUAAGACUGAUUUACGAAAUCAAAUGGAUGAUGAACUUUUGAGUGGUUGUUUGACUUCAACAAUCAAUAGUUCAGGCUCAAACACAACUCGUGAACCUGAUCCUCGUAUUGUUGCGACGAAGCGUGAACCUGGUCCUCGUGUUGCUGUGAUAAAGCCUUGCGAUUUUGCUCCAAUGACUAUUGCUCUCAAGAUGAUGAAUUUCGUGAAUAUGCAAUAUGUAUCGUUCUGA
Messenger RNA from Solanum verrucosum, 873 nucleotides. RefSeq lists its product as uncharacterized. The record is from RefSeq and is a predicted model, not a curated record. The transcript is spliced from 4 exons. NCBI's taxonomy places the organism in Eukaryota, Viridiplantae, Streptophyta, Magnoliopsida, Solanales, Solanaceae. Bases 1 to 873 code for a protein of 290 amino acids.